GUGUCCGACAGGAGGAAGUGAAUAAUGUUUACUUGUUCUUCGCUAGUUUUUAAAAAAAAAAAAAAAACUUUUUAAUAACGGCGUUUGGAACAACCUUUAAAUGUUCAGUGUGGAUCUGAGUUGGUGCUAAAAUGUCUCGAUUUAAAGAGCACAUUGAUAAAGUGAGUCGGGUUUAUGAGCGUUAUAAAGAGUAUGUGACAAAGAAUCCGAUUGCAACGGCCCAGGUGGAGAGCGCAGUUCGGACCAUCUCUUACCUAAUUGCAGGAAGAUUUGCCGAUUCCCAUGAGCUGUCUGAACUUGUCUAUUCUGCUUCCAAUCUCCUGGUGCUGUUUAAUGACAGCAUUCUGCGCAAAGGGCUCAAGUGUGCCCUAACUGUGUCCAUCUCAGAGCAGAGAAUCCUCACCUGGCUCUCGGUGUUGGAGUAUGUGGAGGUGUUCCUGGAGAUGGGCACCCAAAAGGUGUGCGGGGAAGUUGGCUGCUGGCUGGUCAUCGGACUCAUUCAAAUUUUUAAGGCAGUUUUUCGCCUUGUGCUUCUUUUGUGGUACAAAUCGGGCAUUCAGACUUCACCGCCCAUCAUCCCCCUUGACCGAGGUGCAGAAAUUGCUGCAGAAGAGGAUGGGAGUGUGGAGCAGCAGGACGACGCCUGCUUUGUAGGCCAGAGGUCAGGCCGUGUCAUCAGAUCCCUGCAUGGCGCAGCGUCCUCUGUGCCACCCCGGCAGUGGGGAGCAGCCAGUGAGAAGAAGAGGAGUCGAAACUUGAGGGAAGAGAAGCUCCACAGCAAACCGACACCUUUGAAGCUGCAAGAGACCGUCGCCGAGACUGUGUCCAUCAGUCGACCUCUUGUGCAUUUACUCAGCCUUGGACUGUGCGGAAAACAGUCUUGGAAGCCAUGGCUUAUCUCCGCAGGUCUGGAGCUUUCCAGCUUUGCCGUGCUCCAUGAGAGAAUAUUUGAUAACCGAUGGGAGAGGGAGGAGAUGAGGAGAAGAACCUUUCUUUUACUCUACUACCUUGUCCGUUCUCCAUUCUAUGACAGAUAUUCAGAGGAAAAGAUUCUUUUCCUGCUGCGACUUCUGGCCAAGCAUGUUCCUGGAAUAGGCCUGAUAGCGCGACCUCUCAUGGAUUACCUGCCCACCUGGCAGAAGAUCUACUUCUACAACUGGGGAUAAAGCAAAAAAACAGAUAGCCGUUGGAAGUAGACACGUUGCCACAACACAGAGUCCAUCUGUAAUAAAUAUUUAGUAACACUUUCCGCAGUUUGUCUACCCCCUCUCACUUCCCUCGAUGUGACUGCAGUUUUUAGUAUCUGUAGCAGAACACUCAUGAAGGUGCGUUACCACCAGGUGGAGACUGGUCAACUUUGUGGUGUUUGCAGCAAUGCAAAGAAUGUGUCCACAGGAAGCAACAUGACUGAGAAUCACGUAAAAAGUCUGAAAGAACUCUCAGCAAUUCCUUUGUCUCAAAGCUCACAUUCACAGACUGAUUUGAUAAUAGGGUGACAAGUUUGUAAUGGAGGCAGUUGACAGCAACCAGAAGGUGCGCAUCACUUGGCAAAGACCGGUGACGCUGCAAAAGCACUUUUGGAGCUGGUUUAACUAUCAAAAACUGCACAUUUACUCUAACCUUAAUUCAUACAGCGGACCUUUUGAAACAAAAUAAACUCAUUUUACUCGG
This is a messenger RNA of Hippocampus comes (tiger tail seahorse), 1671 nucleotides long. It is a transcript of the gene pex16, whose product is annotated as peroxisomal biogenesis factor 16. The transcript has 11 exons. The record is from RefSeq and is a predicted model, not a curated record. NCBI's taxonomy places the organism in Eukaryota, Metazoa, Chordata, Actinopteri, Syngnathiformes, Syngnathidae. The coding region runs from base 132 to 1166 and encodes 344 amino acids. Gene Ontology annotation, cellular component: peroxisomal membrane. Gene Ontology annotation, biological process: peroxisome organization.